GUUGCGGUGAAUCGGGCGGUUCAGGUAGAGAUAGUAUACAGGCACCUCCAGGGUCUCGAAUCUCCUCUAGAGCGCCGACGCCGUUUCUGCCGCCUCGAUCUAGUCUUCAGCCAUGGUUGUUCUCGCAGAGUCGAGGGCAAAGGUUCACCUGCUCUUCUGUGAAGGAACGACCGAACGAAUAUGAAUUUGCCACAUGACACCAACUUAGGGGUUUGGUGUCUCUGCCUAAACAAGCCAAUAUGAACUUGCAACAGAACUCAAAGUCCUCAAUUUCAGGCAACAUAAUCUCGUUCAUGGUUUAUCUUGCUCCACUUCCUACAUUCUACCGUGUGUAUAAAAUGAGAUCAACGGAGGGGUUUCAGUCAAUUCCAUAUGUGGUUGCCUUGUUCAGUGCCAUGCUGUGGAUUUACUAUGCUAUUGAAAAAACAGACUCAACACUUCUCAUCACCAUCAACUCAUUUGGGUGCUUCAUUGAAACCAUUUACUCUUCAAUCUACCUCAUAUAUGCUCCCAGGUCCGCAAGGGUCUCCACUGUCUGCAUCAUCUUCCUGUUGAAUGUGGUUUCAUUCGGUUCAAUCAUUCUAUUAACACAACUCGCUUUUCAUGGCCCUUGGCGUGUAAAAGUUAUAGGUUGGAUCUGUAUGGGCUUUUCCAUUAGCGUCUUUGCUGCACCCUUGAGCAUCAUUAGGCUUGUCAUGCGGACUAAGAGUGUGGAGUACAUGCCAUUCUACCUCUCACUUUUCCUCACAAUUAGUUCCGUCGCUUGGUUUGCGUAUGGCCUCCUCAUUCAGGAUUUAUACGUCAUGCUUCCAAACAUCUUUGGGUUCGCAUUUGGUGCAACACAGAUGGUGUUGUAUGUGAUCAUCUCCUCCAGGAAAUUGUCAACUCUGAGCCCACAUGUGCCAGAGCAUACCAUUACCAUGACAGUUGUUCCUGUUGAUUCCUCUCCAAAAGUUGAGCCAGAUGAACUCGAAGUAAUCGAAUCUGAUCAUGAGCACAGUUGCUUCGAAGACAAAGCAAAAGAUGAUGACACAGGAAAAGUGACAACUGAGGAUAAAUCUACAGCGAUGAAUGGAGGAGCUCAGUUUGAGAAUCUGAUGUUGAACCGACAGCUCUGGACAGCUGGCAGUUCGUAGCAUAAACCGUUCCGUCGCCAAUCGUCACGGAGUUUUCUCCCCUUCGAGCCCUUUCCCUUGUCUGCGGACCUAAUGGAGGCCAAGUUCUCCUCCCCG
Messenger RNA from Zingiber officinale, 1232 nucleotides. Its product is annotated as bidirectional sugar transporter N3-like. The record is from RefSeq and is a predicted model, not a curated record. Gene Ontology annotation, molecular function: sugar transmembrane transporter activity. Gene Ontology annotation, biological process: carbohydrate transport. Gene Ontology annotation, cellular component: membrane. Bases 240 to 1136 code for a protein of 298 amino acids. NCBI's taxonomy places the organism in Eukaryota, Viridiplantae, Streptophyta, Magnoliopsida, Zingiberales, Zingiberaceae. The transcript has 8 exons.